AUGCAACUAGAAUGUAUAGAGUUGCUAGAUGCACUUACUGAAGAACAAAUCAUGGAAGCCUAUAAAAUGAUAGAUGAAACUAUAAGAAACUUUAAUAUUAAUAACUCGCAAGGUCUAGAACAUUUUGUAGAAAUAUUAAUAGAUGUUGGUUUCAAUUACAAUCUCCAUAAUAAUAAAAAAGAAGAAGAAAUUACAUACCUGCUCUCAUAUAUUCGAUUAGCUCUACUAGUAGAAAAAAAGGCUUUACCUCCAAAAGAAGCUAAUGAUAACGACAAUGAUGAUGCUGAUCCUAGCAAAGUUGAUAAUAAUUUUGAUAAUAAAAUAAUUAAAUUGAAGCUAAGUAAACUCCAAAGGAUUACUACCACUGAACCUCAUUGUCUAGAAAUAUUUCAAACAGAAGUUGAUGCGUAA
This is a messenger RNA of Scutellospora calospora, 411 nucleotides long. Lineage: Eukaryota; Fungi; Glomeromycota; Glomeromycetes; Diversisporales; Gigasporaceae. The record is from the annotation of a GenBank genome assembly.